AUGAUUGGAAAGGUCCUGAUUCUUGCAGCUCUCAGCGUAGUUGCCUAUGCUAGUCAUCAUGAGGAGCACCGUCAUCACCAUCCACAGCCCUACAAAUUUGGGUACGAAAUCAAAGACCACCAUGGAUCUCAACAUAGACACGAACACGGUGACGGCCAUGGACACGUUCAAGGAAGCUAUGGCUUCACUGACCACAGAGGUAUCCACAGAGAAGUCCACUACGUAGCUGACAAGCAGGGAUUCAGAGCCACUGUGAAGACCAACGAGCCAGGAACUGCCAAUCAGGAUCCUGCUCACGUUAAGCUUCAUUCUGAUGCUCAUCAUGUUCAUCAUCAUCAUGAGCCUCAUCAUCACAAGGAGCACCAUCAUCACGGUAAUCAACAUCAUGGGCAUGCUCAAGUGUAUCAUCACCAACAUCAUCAGGGCCAUGUUCAGCACCAUGGACGCCACCAUGGUUAA
Molecule: messenger RNA, 459 nt
Organism: Argiope bruennichi
Lineage: Eukaryota; Metazoa; Arthropoda; Arachnida; Araneae; Araneidae
Product: histidine-rich glycoprotein-like
Exons: 3
Coding region: 1-459 (152 amino acids)
Cellular component (GO): chitin-based extracellular matrix
Molecular function (GO): structural constituent of chitin-based larval cuticle
Source: RefSeq, a predicted model, not a curated record